AGGUUAGCACGUUUGUGAGAGUGAUCUAUCCCCCUAGCAGUGCAGUGUAAAGCCAGCUGCAUCCCGUUUCUGGAUGUACCUUUCGGCGGGGCUACGCAAAAUCAUGGAUAAUGCCCAUCCCCAGUUAGAGGAACAGCUCCAGCUAGAUCCGAACCACACCGGCGUGAAGCCACAUGAAGGUGAUCAUGGGGCGCCUGCUUUUGGCGAUGAAGCCUUCCACCGGAAUCUGGCCGUACUGACCGGCAACGGCAGCGGGAUCCUCGGACUGGAUAUGUCCAACGGGACCAGCGAUGCGGAAAUUUCUGCUCCAGGCUACACGGACUCGACCGUGGCGGUGAUAAUCGUGUACUGCGUGCUGUUCAUCAUCGCGGCCGGCGGCAAUCUGUCCGUGGUGAUUACGCUGUUCCGAUCCAGACGACACCGGCGGUCCCGCGUCAGUUUGAUGAUUUGUCACCUGGCCGUGGCGGAUCUGAUGGUGGCAUUCAUCAUGAUUCCGCUGGAGGUUGGCUGGCGGAUCACGGUGCAGUGGCACGCCGGAAACGUCGCCUGCAAGGUGUUCCUGUUUAUGCGCGCCUUCUGUCUCUACCUGAGCUCGAACGUGCUGGUGUGCGUGUCGUUGGACAGGUGCUUCGCCGUCAUCUACCCGCUGAGGGUGUCCGCCGCCCGGAAACGGGGCAAGAUUAUGCUCGGCGGGGCCUGGUUCAUCGCGUUUGCCAACGCCCUCCCCCAGAGCAUUAUUUUCCGCGUCCAGCAGCACCCACAGGUUCCGGGAUUCACGCAGUGCGUCACGUUCGGGUUCUUCCGGACGCCGGGCAUGGAGACGGCGUACAAUCUGUUCUGCGUGAUUGCGAUGUACUUCAUGCCGCUGAUGAUCAUCAGUGCGGCGUACACGGUUAUUCUGUGCGAGAUUUCCAACCGCUCGCGGGAAAAAGAAACGAGUGACACCAGCCACACGGGCGGAAUGAGGUUACGGUGCAACGAUUUGACUCAUAUCGAGCGAGCCCGGCAGCGGACACUCCGGCUUACCAUCACCAUCGUGGUCGUUUUCGUCUGGUGCUGGACGCCGUACGUCGUGAUGACCCUGUGGUACAUGUUUGAUCGCGAGAGUGCCAUCAAGGUCGAUGGGGCCAUCCAGGACGGGCUGUUCCUGAUGGCCGUGUCCAACUCGUGCAUGAAUCCGCUGGUUUACGGGUCGUACGCGAUGAAGUGUCGGUGGCCCUGGAAACGGCAAAACGUGCCAAAUGGAGUGGCAACACCGAAUGCGGCUCAGCGCAGGUCCACGGAUGCCGUAUCGGGUAUGGCAGGACCGCACUCGGACCGGCUGACCGGUCGAGACAAUAAAGACGAGUUGAUGUACGAGAAGGAACGCAGCAUCAAGCUGAACCAGUUCGGGCUGGCCAACGGAGCUCCGGGCCAAACUAAAAUAGGAAUGAACAGCACAGGAGAAUGCCUGCCUGGAACAGCAACGACUCGGUUCGGAUACUGUGCCGUAACUUCGGGGCGUGCUGUGAAUGAGCCUUGGGUUCGGAGUGCCAACAUGGCAACGGUAUCCUAUGGUAACGCGACGGCUUCCUACGUGCCACGGAAGGGUUGCAAGCCAAGCUACAGCGAGUUUGCCGUGCUGGCAGACGAGCGGUCGUUGAUGCUGUCCCGGCCAUCGUUCUACUCGGAUCCUACGCCCAACGAACUGGACUCGUCGGUGGACGGUGGCCUAACGCGAAGCCUCGAUACCGGCGGCUGGCGAUGAUAGAUCGUGUAAGCCUGGCAACACUGACGCCGGGCAAACGAAGGUCGAUGACGUGUGUUGUGGCGCAUGUGGUGCGCGAAAUUCAAAUAAUUAGUGAGUGUUUGAUGUGAGAAACGAGAAUGGUUCCGGAGAAUCUCCUAUCGUACAAUUUAAUUAAUUCUGAACAAAUUUGUGACCAUCAGGAUCAGAUGAAACGAAGUGUGAUGCAUUAGAUAUAUCACGUAGCAUUGAUAGACGGAAGGUGGCGCAAUAUGAAAGUGAUGUUUUUUAUUGCGUUUAUUUUUUAUUGAAUAGUCAGAGUUUAUUUUUUCAAUCAGCAAAUUUAGUCCGCUCGAAACAGAUAAUAAACUUCAAAACUUUAAAUUUAA
Culex quinquefasciatus (southern house mosquito) is the source of this 2115-nucleotide messenger RNA. Its product is annotated as gonadotropin-releasing hormone II receptor. Gene Ontology annotation, cellular component: membrane. The record is from RefSeq and is a predicted model, not a curated record. Gene Ontology annotation, molecular function: G protein-coupled receptor activity. The coding region runs from base 74 to 1747 and encodes 557 amino acids. Lineage: Eukaryota; Metazoa; Arthropoda; Insecta; Diptera; Culicidae. The transcript has 9 exons. Gene Ontology annotation, biological process: G protein-coupled receptor signaling pathway.